Messenger RNA from Xiphias gladius (swordfish), 2073 nucleotides. It is a transcript of the gene drc2, whose product is annotated as coiled-coil domain containing 65. Gene Ontology annotation, biological process: axonemal dynein complex assembly; regulation of cilium movement; cilium-dependent cell motility. The record is from RefSeq and is a predicted model, not a curated record. The transcript has 8 exons. Gene Ontology annotation, cellular component: axoneme; axonemal dynein complex. Lineage: Eukaryota; Metazoa; Chordata; Actinopteri; Istiophoriformes; Xiphiidae. Bases 422 to 1522 code for a protein of 366 amino acids.
CACCUGCCCGUUGCCGCGGCGCCGCGCAGCUCGGACGGUUCCGGAGGUAGGUUUCUCCUCGCGGUUCGCACAGGUCGGACGGAGAAAACCGCUCGUCUAACGUCCGGUGUACGGCGCGUCCACCUCACGACCAGCGACCGGUAACGUUUCGGUGCGGAAGGGGCUCGUGUAGCUCAGUGCGGGCUAAAUUAACGGGAGGACGGAGCCUAACGACCGGGAACCGCGUUCCCCUCACGACGGUGGUACUCGAGUACUCGGACCCUUCACUUGAGUAAAAGAUCCAGGAAAACCGCGUAAAAACACUUCAAUACAAGUACAAGCGUAGCAUCUAAAAUCCUACACAAGCACAAGGGCGGGAGAACUAUCAGCGUCGUGUGUGUCGCAGCCGGCGGCAGCAGCGUGACGAGGACGAGGAGGGAUCAUGCCGAAGAAAGCCAAGAAGGGUGGAGGAGGUAAAGGUGGCGGCAAGACGGAGGAGGAGAGACUUCUGUGCCUGCAGCAGAGAGCUCAGGCCGAGGAGGAGAUGGCCAAGAAGAAAGAGGAGAUACUCACACUGUUCCUGAAGCUCAGACAGAAGCAGAUGAGGACACACUGUCAGCAGCAGCGAGCUGAUCUGGAAGACGCAACGUUCACUGUGGAGCAGCGGCACAAAGAAGUGAUGAACGAAAUCCGCAGACUGUACAGUCAAAGCGUUGCGCUGUACGAGAGCGCCCAUGAAGAAAGGAGGGCUACUCUGGUCCUGGAGGAGGAGGAGAGGACUCUUCAGAACCAGAAAGGUCUGCAGCUCUGCAGCAAAGAAAGAAAAGAACUGGACGGCCUGGUCGCCAGAAACCAGGGUUACAUCCAAACGACAGACAAAGUCAUGAAGAAUGUUAAAGAGCUGCAGGACCGUGUCGUUCAGCUGAGGGCGAAGCUGAACUCCACUAAGAUGCAAGGUGAAUCGAAUGACCGAAAUCUGACGGCCGUCAGCGCCCAGGUGAAUGAAAAGACUCAAAAGCUUCGCAGUCAGCUGACUCAGGGUCACGCAGCGGCGAGGAAACAGCUCAUCGACCUCACCGUGCAGAGCGACAGCGCUGCCAAGAGACUGCGGGCGGUCGUCGCCAAGGGAGAGAGGCUUUUACGCGUCGCUGAAAUGUGCCGAAAGCUGGAGAGCGAGCAGGAAACCAUCUUCCCAUCGUUGUCGUCAGCUGCAGAUGAUCAAAGAUCUGCGACUGAGGAGGAGGAACUGGCAACGGAGAUACCGGAGUUUCCAGAGUUGCAGCAGGUGACGCGGCGCAUCAACACCGCUCUGCUCCGUCGAGAGGCUCUGAAGAGACAGAGGGAGGAUCUGAGCCGAGAGAACCGGCAGCUGAAGCUCCUGCUGCGUCAGCACCUGGACGCCAUGAGGGUCAGCGACCGCGACCUCGACGGACGCCACGCUCUGCUCACCGUGCGCCAGGCCCCCGCCACGACGGGCCCUCCGGACACCGACAGACGCCACACCGUCGUUGAGGCCGCUCACGCCGUCAAACGGUCACUGUAACACAGACACUCUGACAUGGUUUAGAAAGCUUAAAUACUGUAUGUCAUUAACAAAACUACCAAAAAUGUGAGUUUUCAUUUCUCGAUGAAAUAUUCAAAAUUAAAGUCUGAUUUUAUUGUACACGCACUUACCUUUAAUUCCUGGAGCUUUCAACCAUUUCCCACAGCCCUCUUCAGGUGUCCCUGAAAUGGUUUGUGUCAACUGAACCUUCCUCCCAUUUCACGAUAAUGUUUUAAAACAACACGCGUCAGAUGAGUUUGAACCCACUGGGAUUCAAGAUACACUACGUGGCCAAAAGUAUGCGGACACCCGGACUUUCCCUCCACGUCUGACAGUGUAACAUGUGAUCAGACACCAUGUCCAUUAACCUGCUGCUCUAACGGCCUCCGCUGUCCUCCAUGUUAGUCAGUACAAACCAAGUAAAACUUUAUGAGCAUCACAUUAACCGACACGUCCAAAUUUCACCAGAAGGCAGUUCAGGACAGUGGUACGUUGUCCUCAUAGUCCCGGGUCAGGGACUAUUCUGUAAAUGACUGUAGCCCGAAGGCUAC